GCAGCGAGCACCGGGCUCAUCCGCCGAGGCACAGCGUGUAUCCUUCCUCCUCCUCCCGCUGACAGACACAUCAUGUAUCCUUCCUCCUCCCACUGACAGCCAUGGAGCGGGGCAGCGUGACCGCAGGCUUCCGAAGGGACCCGGGGCAGCUCAUUCACAGAUCUCUGGACUUCAAGAGCCAGGGGGCGCAGUGCUGCAAAGACAAGAAGUACCGAGAGGCCAUCGGCAAGUACCACCGGGCGCUGCUGGAGCUGAAGGGACUGCCCGGGGAUGAUGGGGACAAUCCUGCUGCUACAGGCGCAACUCAGCCGGGCAGACUCACGGACGAGCAGAGAAUGGCGGUGGAGAACAUAGAAGUGGAUUGUUACAACAGCCUGGCAGCAUGCCUACUGCAAGCGGAGCUGGUGAAUUACGAGCGGGUGAAGGAGUACUGCCUGAAAGUCCUUAAGAAGGAAGGGGAGAAUUUCAAGGCCCUGUACAGAUCCGGCGUGGCCUUCUACCACCUGGGAGACUAUGACAAAGCUUUGCACUACUUGAAGGAAGCCAAGAGCCGACAGCCAACAGACACCAAUGUGAUCAGGUACAUCCAACUGGCUGAGAUGAAGCUUAGCAGAAGCACUCAGAGAGAGAAGGAGCUGUCAUAGAAAAGGACCACUUCACUAUAAGAAGGGAUUGUGCCACUGUUUCCUCACUACAAGCUGAGUGGGUCGUGAUUUAUUUCUCAUUGACCUUUUUUUUUGCGCUUUAAGAAAAGAACUGACCCAGCUUUGGAUGCAUCUCUGCUUAAGUGCCCUAGAGCUCUGAUUAGAGAAGGAUCAGGAGACACAAAGGAACUGGAAUCUCUCAAUACUGAACCACAGUCAUGCCGACACAAAGACUGACAUCAUCCCAUGUGUUCUUGCAAAGCGCUCUGCCAUUAGUUUGCACCCAGCGAUGGGGUUAAACGGGUCACUGGCUUCAUAUUCUUGUACACAAUGUCUUUUUAUUUUUUUUAAUGGAUUAUGGCUCUUACUGUUGACAUUGAAUGGGACUUGUUUGUAAUGGAUACCCCUCCAAACCAGGUUUGGACAAUCAGCUGCCACUGAACUAUGACAGGGAAUGAUGGGAAUUGUAGUUCAGUAGCAGCUGCAGCUCUGCAGUUCCAAACACCAAUUUAGCCAGAUUCAAUCUUAUUUCUAAUUAUAUUCAUAGGUAUAGGGUUGUGCAAUGCUGUCUUGCCAAUUCCUCUUUUUGCUCUGUACCCAGAGGUAUAAUCACCACCUUGGCAGAUCACAGGGGAUUAUAAACCUGAUGCAGUGAAAGUGACGAGGGUUCUGUCUGUAUACACCAUGGCAUUGAUUCCUUGCAUAACUUGCCACUUGACUCGUUAACAUCCCAGACAGUGACUUAAGUAAUUCCAGUAUAUGGAGUGAUCGUACCUAUGACUCUCUAGGAGGUAGGGUUGCCAUCUUUUCUGAAAAAAAUACCGGCCUUCCUAUAUAUUUAUCUUUUUUCCCUAUUAAUAAUACUGGGAUCAACCAUAAUUUUUACUGGCCAGGCCGGUAAAAUACCGGCCAGGUGGCAACCCUACUAGGAGGGGGGCAAACAUAAUAUAUUAUAAACAUCUCUCUCUCCCACCCCUAUACCUGCAAAUCCAAAGCUAUGUUGACCUCCCUUACAGUCCUUUAACCCAUGGCACUAACAUCAGUCUGGCAGCCUAUUCAUUGAGAACAGUUUUGUUAUCUAAAUACCUGUGUAUUUUUUUAUGCUUGAGAUUUAAAUCAUAACAAACGGCAACAUUUGUAGACCUUUCUUUCUGGGCCAUGUGCCAUACUAACUACACACCUUGUUAAGAGAUAUAGUUGUUACUGAAGGUUCUCAUACAGAGGUGCCAGAUGCAGCAAACCUGCUCAGCUUUGGAAAGUGCAUCACUAAAAGAAAUAGCCAAAAGAGACACUGUUGGGUAUGUAUAGGUCUAUACAGUCCUAUUUAUAAUGGUUUAAUACACUGCCAUUCAGGCAUAGAGAAAUACUACCUGUUAACAUAAUACUGACCCUUUGACUUGCCUGUGUCAACAUGGGGAUUUUCUGUAGGGGGUGUGAAGAAAUCACAGUUGUAGAAGGGGUUAUGUUGCCCUUGUUUGUUUGGCCAGAACUUUGAUUUGUACUAAUUUAAAGUUUUAAAUCCUGUCUAUAUGUUAUAUAUAUAUAUAGCGGAUAAGGUGUGUUUUAUCAGAAGCCAGGGUUUUUGGCCUACAUGAGGAAAUCAGAGGUUUCUGCGCAGUGAAGUGCAAUUUUGGAUGCAAUUUGCCAUGUUUUUUAUGACAAAUAAUGCAGCAUUUUUCUACACAGUUCCAACAUUAUUUUGGCCACAAGGGGGAAGUUGCCUCUGAUGCAGCUGUGCCCAGUUCACAAGUGUUUUGCAGUUGCGCAGAAAUUUGGGAUGGCAUCAUUUCUGGUGUUUGCCACAAGUUUGCUGCACUUAUUGUCACAGUCCACAGAGACAAUCAUGGAGUCACCACCAGAUUAAAGUGGCAGUUGCUUCAGUGUUCACCUGUGUCAAUAGGAAAACGUGGGCUGUAUUCGGAAUAGGAAGUGGGACGGAUGCAAAGGCACCGAGCACAAAUACAGGCUAGUGCAAAGAGCGUCUUUGGAUGGAAGUACCUGUAUUUUGGUUUUGUGUUUUCCUUUAUAGACAGCAGGUCGGACUGGAGUGGUGGGAAGCUGAACAAAUGCAUGGCGCUCGGUUCUCCUUAGUAUGUCUUUGUGUCAGUUGUCUGGAAUGAAAAUAUUGUUUUUUGUUUCUUCGUCACCUGUCUAACCUUUUUGAUCUUGCAUCGAGCCAUUUAUAUACGUGAAAGGGUGGAUGGAGCUGAGGCCGUGCAAUGCUGAUUUUUCUGCUUAUAAAACUACGAUUCCAUUUGCCAUUGAAAGUGCAUCUCUGUGCCGUGUGGUGGAAGCUGUGAAUUGCAAGGCUGUGAAUCUGAAAGGGUGUCGAUGCUUCAUUACAGGAGAGCCGAUCUCCCAAUAUUAUAGAAUUACCAUUCCCCGGUAGGCGCCAUAUUCUGUCUGCGGAAUGCUGGGAGCUGUAAUCAAUCAACAAUUGCUUGUGCUUUACUAAAGAUAGGCCUGGCGCUGUUUUCAGAUGUGAUCUUUUUACAAUGCAGAGAUGAUAAAUAUAACAGAGAGCGAGAGAGGCACAGGACUUUCCUUGUAUUUUUUUAUAGCUGGAGUUCUCACGGAACGCUUAUUAUAUUUCCUUGGUUAGCAGAAUGGCUGUAUUGGUUUGUACCUCUAAGGUUUAUGGUGCUGUAAUGCUUCAGAACACUUUACUGUUAUACAAAAGAGCAUAUUGUAUCAUUUACAGAUCACUCUCUAUAUAGACAUAUAUAUAUAUAUAAAUGUUAAAUGUGAGAAAUGAUUAUUUGUGAAUUUGCCAGUGCUUUUUUUUAUUCUUUAAAAGGGAUAAAUUCUAUUUUAGCUGCACCCAAAUCUUCCUCCUUUGGGUACAGAAAACCUUAAGGGUGUUAAAGGGCCACUGUACCUUCAAAGCUAUGCUAUGAGAAAACCUUAAAAGUCCCUACUAUAGAGGGUUCUCUUUUGGCUGGGCAAGAGCCACUUUGACAUCAUACUAUGUCUCUCAGUUGCUAGGCCAUGCACUUUAUGGCUCUUGCCGUGGGAUUAUAACACAAUUGGAGGUUUCUGAGAGUAAAUAAGGAAUUUUGUGUCUAGCCCACUUAAAAACCUGCUGCAGAUUAGUGAAGGCAAAAAAAUAUGCACUCAUAAUAGAUAAAGCUAUACUGGCCCUUUAAAUAUUAAACAUUCUUCUGUAUUUGAUUAGGGUGCUUCCCCCUUACCCCCAAUAAAUAAAAUGUUGACUGCAGGUUUUCCAUUAUAGAUGAUGUUUUUUUGUUAGCGCCUUAAAAAGGCAAGCCCCUUCUUUAACACGAGUACAAUAAAUAAAAUAUACGUUAAAAAAAUGUAUCAAGCCUGUUCUUUUAAUUUAAAAAUAAAUUCAUAUAUUCUUAAUUUGUUUUUCAAUAAAAAAAAUAAGCUCUCUUCUGUGUCUCCACACAGAGCCAAGCACAGGGGCUGAUUCUCGGGCCUGUGAUUAUCCGCAGGCUGAGAAUCGGCCCAGUGUGGCCAUAGCUUUAUUGUUGUGCUUGUCUCUAGUUUACAGAUAAGGAGCAGUUCAUUAUGCAGAGGGCAUGGUGCAAUGUUGAUUUGAUGAAUAAUCUUCUCUUUCUACUGUUCAGAAGAGCCAGGAAAUUCGAGGAUGUUACUAUGUAAGGACUAUGUAAGAAAUUACUUUCAUUUGCCCUUUUUAGCCAUAAACCAUAGGUAUUUCUUAAUUAAAACAAUGUAUGCCUAGCGCAAGGCCUGUUUAUUGCACUCAUAUUACACACAACAAAAGGCAUUUAUGUCCCCAAAUGUUAUAAAUAAAAUUAAAAUAAAUAAAUAAAUAUAUAUAUAUAUAUAUAUAUAUAUAUAUAUAUAUAUAUAUAUAUAUAUAUAUUGUAUCUGUCAUCCCAAUAAUGCAUUUCAGCAUUAUGCCAAAACGUAGUACAAAAAAAAAA
This is a messenger RNA of Xenopus laevis (African clawed frog), 4555 nucleotides long. It is a transcript of the gene ttc9.L, whose product is annotated as tetratricopeptide repeat domain 9 L homeolog. Gene Ontology annotation, cellular component: mitochondrial envelope; endomembrane system; membrane. NCBI's taxonomy places the organism in Eukaryota, Metazoa, Chordata, Amphibia, Anura, Pipidae. The record is from RefSeq and is marked provisional. Gene Ontology annotation, molecular function: protein folding chaperone. Gene Ontology annotation, biological process: negative regulation of apoptotic process; protein folding.